Cylicocyclus nassatus is the source of this 531-nucleotide messenger RNA. The record is from the annotation of a GenBank genome assembly. Lineage: Eukaryota; Metazoa; Nematoda; Chromadorea; Rhabditida; Strongylidae.
AUGAUGCACGAGAAACUCAAGUUUGGCAUCGACUCGAUCCUCGAUCCGUGCUUCGGGCGAAGUAAUCCGGAUCGGAAGCUGCUUCCCGAGAAAGUGCCGCUGGAUCUGCACAGCUCCAACACCACUAGCCCCAAUUCGUCGUUCGGCGCCAGUCCGCCAGCGCCAGUCAUUGAUAAUCGUGCCCUCUUCCCAGCUUGGGUCUUCUGCACACGAUAUUCUGAUCGCCCUUCAUCUGGUCCACGUUCUCGAAAACCACGAAAGCGUGAAGUAGCCGAAGAAGAAAAGCGACCUCGCACUGCAUUUACUCCUGGCCAGUUGGACCGACUAAAGAAACAAUUCCUCGAUAACAGAUAUCUGACCGAAAAGCGGCGGCAAGAACUUGCACAUGAACUUGGCCUCAACGAAUCCCAAAUCAAAAUAUGGUUCCAGAACAAACGAGCCAAACUAAAGAAAGCCACUACGGAGCGACCGCCACUCUCCUUGCAGCUGAUGGCACAUAGCCUCUACCAUCAGAAUGUUAUCAACCCAUAA